Staurois parvus is the source of this 264-nucleotide messenger RNA. The record is from the annotation of a GenBank genome assembly. Lineage: Eukaryota; Metazoa; Chordata; Amphibia; Anura; Ranidae.
GGGAGAGUGGAUAUAGUGAAUGCGGGGUCCGGGGAGAACGGAUAUAGUGAAUGCGGGUUCGGGAGAGUGGAAAUAGUGAAUGCAGGGUCCGGGGAGAGGGGAUAUAGUGAAUGCAGGGUCCAGGGAGACCAGAUAUAGUGAAUGCGGGGUCCGGGGAGAGCGGAUAUAGUGAAUGCGGGGUCCGGGGAUUAUUAUGAAAGCAUUCUGUGGGAGACCAGAUAUAGUGAAUGCAGGGUCCUAGGUUUAGUAACACUUUAUGUGGCA